AUGCUGAAUCAAGAAGUUUUUAAUUCUCUCAAAAUACCAGAAUACUGCCUUAAACGUCGCGGUGUGAAGGGAGUGGGGGAGCUCGAGAAAUCGGAAGUGCAUGCAUUAACUGAUGAAUAUUGGGACUCUCCAAGGAUCACCCCAAAUUUUGGCGAUGAAAACUGCAAUUCAAUAAUUAAUCAGAAGUUAAGCAGGAUACCCCGAAUUCAUCCUAUUACCCGAGAUAAAUUGGAAAAUUUUGGAAAUACGUCAGGAUCUCCCAAACCUUUUUUUGGGACUAAUAGAGAAUUAUCCAGUAUUAUUUCAAAGAAUAGAAUUUGCAAUGAAGAUUAUAUUGAAAGUUUUAAUGAUGAGGACACAUUAACUCCGCUUGCAUCAUCUGCUGCUAGAUACAGGCUUUAUGAUAUUGAAUGGGAUGAGAAAUCAAAGUUUGAAAAAGAUAAAGAAAAUAGUAAAAAUGUCGAAAUAGAAGAUAGUAUGAAACUAGAAGACGCUGAUUUUUGCCUUCUUGAUUCCAUUGGAAUAAAAGGUUUAAAGGAAUUUGAAACUCAUCAAGGUAAAGUGACUGUUACGGAAGAUGGAGAUUUCAGUUUCGAAUUCUCCAACAGAAAAAAACUCUUCACUGUCAAAGGAGGGGGAUGUUUUGUGGUAGUUAGUGAUAUCAUUAAUAAUAUCAGGAAUAUUUCUGUAAAUCCGUCAUUUGAAUCCACUGGGAUAGCUAGCCAAAAAAGUAAUGAAAGCAAAUACCACAUUAGUGAACUCCCACCGCAGCAUUUAAAAAGAUAUAUUUAUGGGGUUCAUCUUUGUGAAACUAUCAAAUCGUUCAUUCCAAAGGUGAAGCUUAAAAUUCCUCGAGAGGGUACCUAUUUUUUGAUGUCAAAUCAUUCAACUUUUGCUGAUUUUCGAGCUGAAUUCAGCUCGGUCUUAAAAGACCUGGUUCUUUCUGUACAUCUUACUAAUUAUCAAUCAACAAUUAUAUUUACCUCGAAAAGUGGUAAGAGAAUAGAAUUUCAAAAAUAUGUUCUUGAUAGAAUGGGAGUUUAUGAAGAGGUUGACCAGGCUUUUGAAGAAAUUAAAUACAAUGAUUACUUGAUUAAAAAGUCUUAUGAGAUCUCAGAAUGUGGAAUUAAAUGGUCAAAUAUUAUCAAUAUUUGGAGGUUGAUACUCAAUAGGCUUGUUGACUGCAAAAAUCUCGAGCUAAAAGGGCUCAAAGCCUAUUCUGAAUUACUUAUUAGUUCCGAAGUAGAUUUAAUUCAUAGUGAGAGCUCCCCUUUUGGGGAAAUUUGUACGUUGGAUUGGCACAUCAGAAAGAAUGUUUUUGAAAAUAUAUUCCCCGUUCAGGUUGAGGAGAUUUAA
Molecule: messenger RNA, 1356 nt
Organism: Cryptosporidium ubiquitum
Lineage: Eukaryota; Apicomplexa; Conoidasida; Eucoccidiorida; Cryptosporidiidae
Exons: 1
Coding region: 1-1356 (451 amino acids)
Source: RefSeq, a predicted model, not a curated record